AUGUUUGCAGCCUGGAAUACACCUAGGAAGGAAGAAAUGCUUUUGAAAUUUAUUAAGCAAAUAGUUUUCCUCUUCAUGACUGUGGUUGGAACUCUGGGGAACAUUUCUGUUUCUGUGAAUUAUAUGUUCAGUUGGUGGGGGAGCACUGAGAAGAAACCCGUACACCUUAUUCUCAUCCACUUGGCUUUUACAAACAUCAUAAUCCUUCUUGCAAAAGGAUUGCCAAACACAAUGAUAGCUUUUGGUUUGAGAAACUUCCUAGAUGACAUAGUAUGUAAAAUCCUAAUUUACCUGGAGAGGGUGGCCCGUGGCCUCUCCAUCUGCACCAGCAGUCUCCUCACUGUGGUCCAGGCCAUCAUCAUCAGUCCCAGAGCAUCUGGAUGGAGGAGGCUCAGACCACAGUCUGCAUGGCACAUCCUUCCAUUCUUUUCAUUCUUUUGGAUACUCAAUGCUUUAAUAAGUGUAAACCUAAUUCAUUCCAUCACAAGUAUAAACCUGAAUAUAUCACAGCUUAAGAAUGGUUACAGCUAUUGUCAUUUUAUGCUAGAAAGUCAGAAAACAAAAUGGAUUAUUCUCCCUCUCAUGGUUUUGAGAGAUGCUGUGUUUCAGGGAGCCAUGGGAGGUGCCAGUGGCUACAUGGUACUUCUUCUCCACAAGCACCACCAGCAUGUGCUCUACCUUCAGAACUCCAAGCUUCUGUACAGAACUCCCCCUGAGCUGAGAGCUGCUCAGAGUGUCAUCCUUCUGAUGCUCUGUUUUGUUUUCUUUUAUUGGACUGACUGUGCUGUUUCUCUAUUAUUAAGUCUCUCUUUAGGAAAUGAUUCUGAGAUGAUAAUUGUUCGAGAAUUUCUGGUCCUUGGUUAUGCAAUCUUCAGCCCCCUUGUGUUGAUUCACAGGGAUGGACUUUUGGCUGAGUGUUGGCAUGCUCACUGGAAGAAAUUGAGAAAUUGUCUUUCUCCUUUAUCUGUUUAG
This is a messenger RNA of Alexandromys fortis (reed vole), 972 nucleotides long. Its product is annotated as vomeronasal type-1 receptor 4-like. Gene Ontology annotation, cellular component: membrane. Gene Ontology annotation, biological process: G protein-coupled receptor signaling pathway. NCBI's taxonomy places the organism in Eukaryota, Metazoa, Chordata, Mammalia, Rodentia, Cricetidae. The coding region runs from base 1 to 972 and encodes 323 amino acids. The transcript has a single exon. Gene Ontology annotation, molecular function: pheromone receptor activity. The record is from RefSeq and is a predicted model, not a curated record.